Molecule: messenger RNA, 1914 nt
Organism: Cyprinus carpio (common carp)
Lineage: Eukaryota; Metazoa; Chordata; Actinopteri; Cypriniformes; Cyprinidae
Gene: ctxn3
Product: cortexin 3
Source: RefSeq, a predicted model, not a curated record
ACGGCAAGAUUCACUCACGCUCACACACAGUUGAGGCGCGAGGCGCGUCCGUGUGCGCCGCAGCGUCGCGUUCACGCCUCUACAAGAAGAAGCAGUAUUAUUUCUUCCAUUAUAAUUUUAAACUGACAGGUGAAUCGUUCGGUGUCGGCUCCCUGUCCGCCGUCUGUGGACUGAUGUGGAUGUGACGCUAGAAUGGGCGAAUUCCGCUGGAUUUGACUCUAACUGUGGAAAUGGAUCCCACAUUCUCACUUGGAGACAAAGAUGAGGUCCAUGUGGAGGAUGUGGGGCCCCUGCGCCUGAGGAUGCGUGAGCGUCUGCUGUGGGACGAGCCGCUGCAGAUCUCCUGGCUGAUGGAGGCCGAGCCGUUCACCUCCUCCCUCCAGACGGGGGGUCCUGUGGCGGGCGCCGGCAUGACCCUGGAGCAGAAGACCACCUUUGCCUUCGUCAUCUUCCUCUUUGUCUUCCUCUGCAUGCUGAUCGUGCGCUGCUUCCGCAUCCUGCUGGACCCCUACCGCAGCAUGCCCACCUCCACCUGGGCAGACGGUCUGGACGGCCUCGAGAAGGGCCAGUUUGAUUACACACUGGCAUAGAGACACACACACAUACGGUGAUGAAGACACACACUCCCGCAGAACGCUGGGCAUCCUGGAGCCACACACAAACACAUGACACUGUGUAAAAAAUACAUCAAGAAAACAGUAAUUCUGCAUAUGAGCAGCUCUGCCACAAGCUUGUGGAGACGACUCACACACUCACACACACACACACACACACACACACACACACUGCCAUCCUCACAUACAAGAUGUUGUUUCAGAAAGAGAGUGUGCUGUGCUUUAUUCCAGGCCGAGUGGAUCUUGAGCUCUUAUUAGCGCUGAGACACAGGGUAGCCCUCUUUUAUAUCCUCCUAAAUACAGCCCUCGUUUCCUCAUGUAUCUGUGCUGUCGUUAACUGCCAAGUACAAAUCUCUAGAAGAGACCGUUUAUAAGCACUUCAUAAACACUUAUGACGCUUUUGUCAAAAUAGCCUUAAAAAAAAUACAAAAAAAAAAAAAAACCUGUACUGUAAUCGGCCACUGUCAAAGUUUACAUGAUUCAUUACUGGCAUUACUGCAGUGCUUCUGGUCUAGCUGAUAUGAAUACACAGUUAGGAUAGGCUAUUAGAUGCACAUCUGAAAGCUCAUUCAUGGUAGGAACUGCAGGAUCAGUCAGCCUUAGCACAAUAAAUACUCUGAUCUUAGAUCACGUCUUUACCUGUAUACUCUUAGGCUGUAGUUUCGUAAGCCUUAACCCGCGAAGCUGCCAUCUGGAGACGCGUCAUAAUGUGAAGUUUCACAAGCCAUUUGAGCCGAACGCUAAUCUUGAAAAUCCAUGUUCUGUGAGCUGAUAAACUCAUACCAGUAAUGAUGUGGAGGCUCCUCUGCCCUGUCGAUCGUAGCUCAUCUCACCGAUGAUCGUGAUGAUUUGUGUUGCACUACUUCAUCGUACCUGCUGUCACUGUGAACGAGUCAACGAGCUUUAGAGCACUUAGUAAAGGAUGAUUUAUAAAUGUCAUGACAAAGAUUUAACAACCAUUCAAACGCUGAUAGCUUUGAAAGACUGAAAAUGCUGGGGUUGGAGUGAACAGACAGUUUUCAUCGAUCCUCAUGAAGCACUGAUACAAAGCCCUAAACAGCUCUGCCUGUGAGUUUCUGUAUAGUAUGUGGAGCCUCAAAUCAAUGAGAAUUUGUAUUUAGACCUUCAUACUGUUUAGAAAUAAAUGUCUGUGCUGUAAAACAGAGGAAUAAUAAAUCUAGGAAACCAAGCACCAGUAUAUUCAAACCAAGAUGAUUCUGAAUUAUGAUGCUUUGUUUUAUUAGUGUCACAACCUCAUUUGUGUUUCAAAGAGAUAGUUAAUAAAACAUUUCCAAAGCAG